AGGGCGGGCGUCGGACGCGGAGAGGCGGUUUGCUGUCCCGGCUUUCCGUAGCAACCCGCGGAGUUUGAGUGUGAGGAGGUCCAGGUCGCGGCAGGCUCCAGGCUUCACAGAACUCACAUGCCAGGAGGUAUGGCGCCCCUCAAGAAGCCUCGGAAUCCCACAAAAUUGCCCCUGGCUUUAAACCCCACGAAGAGCAAGGACGUUUUGGCAGUGCUGGCUGAGAGGAACCAGGCCAUAGUACCAGUUGGGGCAUGGGUGGAACCUGCCUCACGAAAUUGCUCGGAAAUCCCAGCACAUACUUCAGCAUACAUGAUUGAAGAGGAAAUAAAGGAGCAGCAACGAAGAAAGCAAGAGUCUUUGAAACAUUUUCAGAGACAAGUCAAGCACCGGGUAAAUCAGCAAGUUAAGCUGAGGAAAAAGCAACAGCUUCAGAAGUCUUGCAAAGCAGCAGAAAAGGAAGGCGCUAUAGCCAUGCAGUGUUCAAAUUCAGCACAUUUAACGCCUAAAAGGACAAGUGUUUCCCCCAGCAAUUCGAACACUGCUAUGGGAAGUUGUAUGUUGCCCUCUUCGCAGGUGCUUGGGGUUGCAACAGAAGAAGACGGAGAAGAGAAUCAGAAUCGGUUGUUUGAACAACAAGCUCAAGCUCUUAGUCAAACUAUGAAACAGGCACGUCACCAGCUGGCAUCCUUUAAAACUGUGAGUGGAAAAAAGACAUCAGAGUUUCUGAAUGGUAGAAGCAAAAGCUCUCCUACCCAAGAGGACCUUGACUGUGGGGAAAUUACAUCUAUUGUGACAGGUGAGAAGGAGAGGGAUUUGUUGGUGGGUUACCAGCAAGAUCUCCUUUCUGAAGGCAAAGAAAAGGCUCUCAGCAAAGUUCAGAAAGUAAAAUUCAAAAAUCCAUUAUUUGUUGUGAUAAAAGAAGAUGAAGAAAAACAAUUAAAUCUUCAUAGCCUUCAGGCUAUUCUUCCAGAAUCCCAGGAUUAUUUUGUAGAAGUUCAAGGCAACUGUCCAGAAUCCCAGAGUGAUGUAAUCGAUGGCCUUAAUGUUGAACCCAAAGCUUUGAAUAUUGAACCUAAAGCUCUAGAUGUUGAACCAAUCACCCAGACCACUGGAACUGAGUUUGAGACCGCAGAACCAGAAGGCCAGGCUCUUAGGACAGAAAUUCAGGACAUUCUUAAAGCCCAGUCUGUUGAGCUAGAUGGGAAUAUUGAGUUGGAAGCCCAGGAUUUUCUACCCCCAAAUCAGGCCUUUCUAUCCAGAGACCAGGAUUUUCUGCCCAAAUGUCAAGAGCAGGACUCUCUACUCGAAGACUACCAUGUUCUCAAUAAAUACUGGAAUGUUCUACCGAAAUGUCAGGAGCAGCAUUUUCUGCCAGAAGAACAGGAAUUUCCACCUGGAAACCAGCUUGCUUUACCCGAAGAACAGAGUCAUCCACUCAAAUGUCAGAACCAGGAGCUCUCACCUAAAGAACAGUAUCUCCUGCCCAGACACCAGUAUAUUUUACCUAUAUAUCAGGACCAAAAAGAUCUGCAUGUUCUUCCUAAAGACCAGAAUAAUCUACACAAAUGUCAGGAGCAGGAUCUACCACUCCAAAAUCAGGACAUGUUUCUCAAGCAGCCCUCACCUUUCAUGAAAGGCAAGAGAGAGGAUGAGGAGUUACCUCUGGAGUGUCAUCAGCAUGCUCCUUCUCAGGUCCAGGACCAGGUCUCCUGUAGAGAACAGAGCUUACAUUUUAGGCAGCAGCCAUCUGCUAAUACAGCUAAAAGGUGGCAAGAGAAUUUGUACCUUGGUGGUUGUGAACAUAUUCUACCCAGACAACAGAGUGGCACAUGCAGCAGACGACAGCGGGUGUCUGAGGAGUAUCGGUCGGGACCGAGCACUGAAUACCAAGCUCUGCUGGCAUUCCAGUCUGGAGUGGAUCAAGAAGAAGACAAGAAAGAGCGUCAAAAGCAAUACCUGAGACACAGGAGGCUUUUCAUGGACAUUGAGAGAGAACAAGUGAAAGAACAAAACAGACAAAGGGAACGAAAGAAGAGAAUUGAAAAAAUUAAGAAAAGAACAGAAGAGCAGCGCUAUGCUGAAGAGCAAAGGCUCCUAAGGAUGCAAUGUCAUGAAGAACCUUAUUCAGAAGAGAAGAUAAAUGAUGUUUUAGCCCAGCUACAGCUUGAAGAAAUAAAAGGAUCCAGAGAAAAACAGCACCAGAGAGAAAAAGAAUAUGUAAGAUAUGUAGAAGCUUUACGAGCCCAGGUCCAGGAGAAAAUGAAGCUUUAUAAUAUCACUUUACCUCCAUUAUGCUGUUGUGGUCCUGAUUUUUGGGAUGCUCAUCCUGAUACCUGUGCCAACAAUUGUAUUUUCUAUAAAAACUACAGAGCAUAUAAUCGUGCAUUACAUUCAGUCAUCAAUUCUUCUGAUAUCUCCGAGGGGACCGCCACUCUUCGAAAUGCCAUUCGUAACUUUGCUUCUGUACAUAGACGGACUUCAAAAAAGAGUCUCCAAUAAGAGUCUGAAAGCAGUGCCAAUGACUGGUAAUAUUUCCACCUUCCUUCAAAAUCAACCAAACAAAGAAAUUAUGUAGAAUAGCUCUUAAAGUGUAUAAGGUGUAUUAUCUGGAAGGAAAACAGUCCCACAU
This is a messenger RNA of Phodopus roborovskii (desert hamster), 2629 nucleotides long. RefSeq names its product coiled-coil domain containing 15 (gene Ccdc15). The record is from RefSeq and is a predicted model, not a curated record. The transcript has 14 exons. Bases 118 to 2499 code for a protein of 793 amino acids. Gene Ontology annotation, cellular component: centrosome. NCBI's taxonomy places the organism in Eukaryota, Metazoa, Chordata, Mammalia, Rodentia, Cricetidae.